AUGAUAUUUUUAAUAAUUCAACCACCAUUGAUGUAUCCUCCUGCAAAUCGUAAUGCUGGGGAGGAUAUACAACAGCACGACAAGGUCGUGCUACAAGAAUACCCAGCGUUCUAUUACGAUGGAACGCCAGGUGGCUUGCCAUUUGGUACAGAGAUUAAAAACGAAGACAACCGAACUCUAGGGUAUGUGAUCGGACAUCACUUACAUUAUUAUCCUAUAAUGAUGAUGAAAGAUAACUUAUUACAUUGCGGUAAAUAUGGACUGCACAAGCUAGUCGGUCAUGGAGGAAAACUAGAGUACCGAGAUCAAGAGUAUACAGUGGAAGAAUUUAAGAAAAAGUUUCCCAGAAUAGCAAAACAAGAUGUACAAUGUUUUGUUUAUGCAUGGCGUACCUCAAAAUAA
Molecule: messenger RNA, 402 nt
Organism: Acanthoscelides obtectus
Lineage: Eukaryota; Metazoa; Arthropoda; Insecta; Coleoptera; Chrysomelidae
Source: the annotation of a GenBank genome assembly